UGUUUUAAAUCUUCCCUAAAGUCUCGUCUAGGCCUACGUGUGGGGGGUAGGGGAUACAAAGGCAGCCGGCCGACCGUGCUAUCCUCUUACUCGAUCUUGGACAGUUCCCGUCCGCUGGGGGGGCGAGGGGGGAGUUACUUCCCCAUUUGUUGUAUCAGUGGCGCACGUGUGUGCUGGCGUUGAGCAAGCUGUUGCAAUGCGGAACCAACGUCGACUGGACGUCACUACCCUCUCUCUGUGUUGCGCGCGUCUCUCUGUCUCUCUGUGUGUGUGUCUAUGGCGAUCUUCGCGUCUUGAGUCCACCAGCGUGCUGUAAUUAAUCAGCCGGGUUCACUCUCUGUCUGUGUCUCUGUGUGUGUCUUUGUGUGUGUGUCUCUGUGUGUGUCUCUGUGUGUGUCUCUGUGUGUGUGUCUCUCUCUGUGUGUCUCUGUGUGUGUGUCUGUGUGUCUCUCUCUGUGUGUCUCUGUGUGUGUCUCUCUGUGUGUCUCCACGAGUUAAUCGGCAACAGCAGCGGCUUCUCGCCGGUGGCAACUUUGCGAGGUCUGGGAGACACCGCAAGAUCAGAAAGCCCCUUUGCGGUAUCUAGAAAGGAACCGGUGAGAGACCACCAGCGAGAUGUCAUACGGUGCCAUCAGGGAGGGACAAGAUGCCCUGCUCGAUCCUCAUGGCCAGGAGUCCCAAGCAGAAGAGUUCCGGGAGCUCUCCCAAGAGAUCAGCAAGAAUAUCUUCCAGAUUAAUGGAAGUGUGUCCGCGCUGGAUAAACAGCUGCAGAAGCUGGGAGCAGCUUCGGACAGCAGAGACCUGCGGCAGCAGCUGCACAACAACCAGCAGCGGAGCAACCAGCUCAUCACAGACACCGCCUCAUCGCUCCGCCACCUUGCCAAUCUCGCCAGAAAAUCCACCAAGCAAGAUCGGCUGCAGCUUGACCGCCUCAAGAGCCAGUUUUCAGAAACGCUGAGAAGCUACCAGCAGACACAGAAGAAAAUUUCCCAGAAAACAAAAGAGGUCAUCAGCAGCGAGCAGCGAGCGGCCAUCCAGAGUUCCCAGGAUGAGCACGGCUGGGAUAGCAAGAAGAUGGUGUCAGCCGAGUCGACAGAGGAGCAGCUGACGCACAAGGACCUGGAGGACAUUCAAGUGCGGCAUGAAGCCAUUCAACAACUGGAGAGCGAUCUGCUCGAUGUGAAUUCCAUUUUCAAGGACCUCGCUGCCAUGGUCCACGAACAAGGCGGCACUGUCGACAGCAUAGUUCAUCAUGUGGAAAGCGCAUCUUCGAACGUGGAGGGAGCUAAUGAGAAUCUCAUAGCGGCCAGCAAACACCAGGCGAAGUCUCGCAAGAAGACCUGUUUCAUUAUUAUAGGUGCCAUUGUGGUGUUGGGCAUCAUAGGCUUGAUAAUUGGCCUGACUGUCAAAAAAUAAUCUCCCCCCUUAAGUUGCUGCUGAUGCUUAUUCUUCUCUGGAAAAUUAAAGAUACAAUGUUUGUAAAGUACUGUACCUUCUGACAACAUGUGUGUUGAACUUCUUUCGCACCAUACGUAGCCAACCGCGCUAAUCGGAGGUGCGGGGGAAGGACAACAAACUAAACACAAAAAGCAGUUUUGAAGAAAUGAGUUUUGAAUCUAGAUUUUUUUUUCAAGUGCAUAGCUCCACAACCAAUGUUACGAUUCGUAAUUAUUAUUUUGGGGUAACAUGCCAAUGUGUUGUACACCCUCCUCCACCCGACAAAGUCACGUGAACAAAUGCACCAAUGUAAUCAACGCUUCAGCAGUACCUCCGGUGCUUUGGAGUGCAACAUGUCGUGGAUUGCUCUCUGCCACAACGGCGACACGUGACGGCAUUAUUUAUUGGGCUGUGUCGGGUGAAGCAGGUUAUGCGACACACGGCAUUAGUGCUCGCGUGGCGAUCUGACCCAAAACAUGAAUUAUGAGUCAAAGUUAAAUCUAGAUUUGAAGUUUUCGUGACUGCAGGGAUCCAUACUCUUUGGUUAUUUCGGUAACGUCACGUAGGUAGAAAAUAAAAUAAAUUAAAUCACGACGUUUCGGGCGCAAGGCAAGCGUCCGUCAUCAGGCGGGACAACCACAGCAAGAAACAAUUUCUGAAGUGGGUUUCCUCCAGCAAAACGUGCUUGGAGGCUUAUCAAUAAGAUGACACGAUACGUUGGAAUUGUAUACUGCUUAUUUUUUUUGCAAUGCCUUGUCUUCGGAUAUUAUGACAAAAA
Petromyzon marinus (sea lamprey) is the source of this 2215-nucleotide messenger RNA. It is a transcript of the gene TSNARE1, whose product is annotated as t-SNARE domain containing 1. Gene Ontology annotation, molecular function: SNAP receptor activity; SNARE binding. Gene Ontology annotation, biological process: vesicle-mediated transport; intracellular protein transport; vesicle fusion. The record is from RefSeq and is a predicted model, not a curated record. Gene Ontology annotation, cellular component: endomembrane system; membrane; synaptic vesicle. Lineage: Eukaryota; Metazoa; Chordata; Hyperoartia; Petromyzontiformes; Petromyzontidae.